AGCGAUCACGGUCUGGACAUUUGUAGUAUUGCCACAACAUCGAUUCUCCGCGUACAGUAUGAGGCGUUCAACACUUAACAUCAUCAGAGUUUCCUGUAUGUUGUUCUCAAUUGUAUUUACAGCAAGAAUUUUAAUGCAGAUCUUUGGUCAACACAAACGAAAUGAUAAAGUGAUUGGUGUUCAUAAUUCGCCACGUCUACAUGUUGAUGCUGCUGUAGCCGAUAUGAAAGAUGAUGAAGAGGACGAAAGCCACACACAAGGUGAUGUUAAAUCAAACGCUAAUUGGUUAGAUCAGAGUCGUCAAGCAAUCGUCCCUGAAAGAACGAACGAAAGUAACCACAAGAAAGAAGAGCUCUCGGACAAGGCGGCAGAGCAACUUGGACUUUAUACACAUAAAACCCAUAAUGUGGAAUACUAUGUGGAUUGGUACGGAGGAGAAAACAGUAAUGUGACCUAUCCACCGUUUGUAGAGCACAGUCCGGAGAAUGGUCCAGGAGAAUGGGGAGCUGUUUACAAUUACAAGCACACAAAAGAGGAGGAGGGGGAAUAUAAAGAGGGGAAGAAGAGAAAUGGCUUUAACCAACUGGUGAGCGACCGGAUCUCCGUACAUCGGCGUCUACCAGACAGUAGGCUGGAAGAAUGUAAGUCAAUAUCAUACCCAGCCGAUCUACCUCCAGCUAGUGUCAUCAUCUGCUUCCAUAACGAGGCUUGGUCCACACUCCUCAGAUCUGUCCACAGCGUCCUUGACCGAUCUCCUGCACAUCUCAUAAGGGAGAUAAAUCUCGUUGACGAUGCAUCUACUCAAGAUCAUUUGAAGGCAUCCUUGAAGACAUACAUGUCAAAAUUGGGAAAGGUGAAGAUUGUCAGACACCGGGAGCACCAGGGUCUAAUCAGAGCGAGGCUGACAGGAUAUGAAGUGGCUGCUGGACCAGUCCUGGUGUUCCUCGACUCCCACAUCGAAUGUUAUCCAGGUUGGUUGGAACCACUACUUGAUCGUAUUCGUCAAAAUCCAAAGAAUGUGCCCUUUCCUAUGGUGGACAAUAUUGGAUAUGAAACAUUUCAUACAUACAUCAUGAAUACAACCAACCGCUUAGGAGUGUUCACAUGGAAGCAAUUCAUCUUCAACUGGGGAUAUGUCAAAGAUGCAAGGAAGAGUCAGUUGAAAACACCUACUGAUCCUAUCAGAUCCCCUACAAUGCCAGGUGGGUUGUUUGCUAUAGACAGACAGUGGUUCACCACCCUGGGGACGUAUGACCCGGAGCUCAUGUUUUGGGGAUCAGAGAACUUGGAACUGUCAUUCAAAAUAUGGAUGUGCAAUGGAACCUUGGAAACACUGCCUUGUUCUCACGUGGGGCACGUGUUCCGUUUGGUGAAUCCCAUAAAGUGGAAGGAGGGUGGGGUCCCCGCUAUGAUUAACGCCAUCAGGGUGGCAGAAGUCUGGCUCGACGAGUACAAGUACCUGUAUUAUGAGGCAAAUCGCUUUCAACGGGUCAAGAACUAUGGUGACAUCACAGACCGACAAAAAUUGAGGGAACGUCUUCAUUGUCACAACUUCCGCUGGUAUAUAAAAAAUAUAUACCCUGAGUGUCCCAUCGUCAAGGUCUUGAAUGCAGGAGAGAUUAGAAGUGUUUCGCACCCAAGUCUGUGUGUGAGUGCGACAAGGAGGGACGGAACAAGCCUCCGCCCUUGUCACGGCUAUGGAAGAGGUCAGUACUGGCAAUUAUUCCCGGUUGGGGUGUUACAGGGCCACACGAACCGGCGACUGUGUGUAAGAAGAGGGGAGAUCACUGAUAACCGUUGCUACCAGGAUGAUAUGAUGAACUGGACAUACACCGAGGACAAAACCCUUCACUUGAGAAAGUCCGACAAAUGUUUGACAGCUGGUGACAAUUCAACCCUGUUGGUGAAGACGUGCGACGGGACUGCGAAACAAAGAUGGAUGUUUGAAAAAUCAAAGUUUCCACUUCAUGACACGUAAAACGUAUGGGAACUAUAUAUUUACGUUAUUGGCGUGAUGCGUUUUAUAAAUGUGUUGGUUGUAUAUAAGAUAUGUGGAAUCGUCUUAUGGUAUGUUGCAUUUUGAUCUAUUGGUAUGUGGCAGAAGCAAAAAGGAGCAAGUGCUGUGGUGGCGGAACUUGAAUUUGAACACCAGCGAGUCGAGCGUUCAAGAAUUGAUUUGAACUUUUCUAUGAUUAGAUACGUUUACAGUUAUCAGCCCUUGGAUAUUCAGUCACCCUGACAAAGCAACAUGACUGUAGAGUUGUAUACGAAGGUCACUGUAGACAAUGAACAACAUCAACAGUUUUGGUCGGUGGGGUAGCCUACCAGCUGGAUAAAUAUUUCGCUUGUCAGGCGGCAGACUCGGGUUUUAUUCCCUACAUGCGAACAAUGUCCGAAGCCCAUUUCAGGUGUCCCCUUCCGUGAUGAUGCUGGAAUAUGAAUAUAACGACAUAAAGUCAUUCCCACUCCUGUUUUAUAUGGAAUUGUUUAUUGGACAAUACAGUUUUGUUAUCUUGUGA
Messenger RNA from Haliotis rufescens (red abalone), 2519 nucleotides. Its product is annotated as polypeptide N-acetylgalactosaminyltransferase 5-like. The record is from RefSeq and is a predicted model, not a curated record. The coding region runs from base 59 to 1978 and encodes 639 amino acids. The transcript has 11 exons. Gene Ontology annotation, cellular component: Golgi apparatus. Lineage: Eukaryota; Metazoa; Mollusca; Gastropoda; Lepetellida; Haliotidae.